AUGAUCGAAGAAGAGGAGUUGUCCCAGGUGAGCGAAGCCAAGCCCUUGAGGCCUUCAAAGCCCCGAGCGAGCUAUGGAGGUACCAAAGAUGAGGAGGAUUGGAUGGCCACUGGCUUCACGGUUCAGGAGAUUAGCCCCCAGGUGAUGAGACUGUGGCUCUUCCUCCAGGUCUUAGGCUUGCUCUUCGAAUUCAACCUCUACCGCGAGGUCUCCUCGCACCUGAGGGACUUCGAAGCUGUGGUCGCCCGCGAGUGCGCUGACCCACGCCGCUUCCACGGCGUCUGCGUCGGACCUUCCUGGAACACCAGCAUUUUCCAGGACUUUGUCCUCCAUGGCCAUGACACCCACAACUUUCGCUUCUCCACGAGCUCCCAACCACCGACCUUUCUUUUGGCGGUGCAUCCGGGCGAAGUCGAACCAAAGGCCCUGGGCUCGACGGCCCCCGGCACCUGGGAGGAUGACCCUGAGAGAAAGGUGCGUUGGUCUUUGGAGGUCCAGCGGUUGGACCCAGCGCAAGCCUUACAGCCCUUGAAGUUCAUGCGUAGCGGAGCACAGGUCAUCACGGCCGAGGACCUCUCCGAAGAGGUGACGCGCGUUCCACGUGUGCAGUGGCAAGCGACGGUACGGAGCAUCGGCUUCUAUCGUCAAAGCGUGAGGUUUGUGGCCUUUGUGGAAGAUGCGGUGCGUGAGCAGCUGGUGGCCAUUCACCAGCACCCCCGCUGCUCCUUCAGCGUGUCCUGGAAGGCCUUUAAUCAGCAGCACCAGGGACAGAGCCAUUUGGCACUCUCCAGGUGCGAAUCCCUCUUGGGUGUCUUCCUGGUGGUUGGCAGCGCAGCCGUGUGCUUGGUUCAUCGGGAGCUGGAAGCGACCUCACCGAAGUCGCGCAGGUUUCACCUGGUGGUCUUGGCCAAGUUCAUUCUGCAGGACGUGCCACAGCAAAUUUGCUUUGUCCUGUACCUCUUCGGAUGGUACGAGGCAGGCGGCUUGCGGUGUCAGCUGUGUCUCUUCGAUGCGGAGCACUGCAGCGAUGAGGAUGCAUUCCACUUCAGCAAUGUGGUAGUUGUUGGUUUGAUUUUAGUGUCCUCCCUGGCCAACCAGCUGCUGAUCCGUCCCGUGCGGAAGAGGAGGUACACCGAAGAUGACGUGUGCAUGCACAUGUGGAUCCGCGUCGGCGGCACGCGGGCGACCUGCGAGGGGCGCGCACCAGUGAAGGAUGCGGAACGGGAAGACCCAGCUGGAACGGCUGAUGAGUUGCAUGGCUCGGCCAGGCUCCAAAAGAAGCGAGCAGCUCAGGAGGUGAGCAGUUCAGCGGUCUCCCGUUGGGAGUCAGGGUCUUUGGCCUCUGAGUUGAAGUCGGUGACGCAAACGGCAAUGCAGCAGACCAAGGAGGCCGUCAUCGGAGAGGCCAAGAUCGUGGCGAAAGAUAUGGUUGACUUGAAGGACGGUGUGGCAGAGGGCAUGCGGCUCACGGUGCAAGACAGCCACUUGUUGCGGGAGAGGCUCCAGCAACAGACACGGAAGGUCUUUCAUCGAGAGGAGUCCUCUUCCGCUGGGGCAACUUCAACAUCCUCCACCGAAAAAAGGCCGAUCGGUUUUGGGCUCGUUUCCAGGUGA
Molecule: messenger RNA, 1614 nt
Organism: Durusdinium trenchii
Lineage: Eukaryota; Dinophyceae; Suessiales; Symbiodiniaceae
Source: the annotation of a GenBank genome assembly